AUAAAACUCAGAGCGAACGCCAACGAAUUCAAAAAUAGAUUUCGUCUCCGCAAUAUAAAAUGCUGGUUUGUUGAGGUUCCAAAGUAGUUGAGUUAAAUUUAUCGGCAAGUAUACACUAUACUGUUUGUAAUCGAACGAGGAAAAAUGAACGAGAAAACACUGGCGUGCUCUGCAUUGAUAUUGACUUUUCUUGGCAUCACGGUACACGCUGAAUUUACAUGCACAGAAAGGGGACCAUAUGCUGAUCCCGAUUCCGAUGACUGUAGAUCAUUCGUCUUUUGUAAUAACAACAGCGAAUACGGUGGUAGCUUACUGUACCCUGAGAUAAUGAGUUGUCCGGAGAAUACCAAAUUCAACCCGGUCCUGCAACUAUGCGACUCAUUUUACAAUUGCAACGGAAUUGAUUUUCAUGGUGGCAUCGAUCCGUGUCGCAGUUUUAAUUGUUCAUUUAUUUCGAACCCAUACGUCGACGACAGCUCAUCGUAUAUAGAUUGUGUAUAUUAUGAUAACGUUGUAAAAGCUCACAAGAGAAUAAUUUUAAGAGAAUAUUGUCCUGACGAUACAUUGUUCUCACCUCUUUUGCGUCAAUGUUACCACAAUUACGACCCGAAUGAAACUUGUUCGAAGGAUGCAUGUAGCACUGGACCUGGCAAAUAUGUCAAUUAUAAGUCACUUAAUUGUGAAAGUUACAUCGUGUGCCGAAAUGAAGGCCAAACAUUAAGCUUAUAUGAGCCGUACUACGAAAUUCGCUAUUGUCCAGAAGGUACACGUUACAAUCCCGAAACGCGAAAGUGUAGCAGGAAAUACGUUUGUCCUACACCGGAAGAAAAUUACUGCUAUCCACAGAUAUCAAAAGCCACUCCACAACUGGCAACGGGGCCAACAGAAGCCCUGCUGCAGCGCUACCGUAGAUUGAAGAUGUGUCGAAAAUCCUAGCUACCUCUCCACACAACAAAUAUUCGUAAUAUUAAAUUUGACAAAUUUCAAUAAGUCUCGCAGAUGUAUGAAUCUACUUUAAUAAAGGUCUUGUUUUC
This is a messenger RNA of Bradysia coprophila, 1034 nucleotides long. RefSeq lists its product as uncharacterized. Lineage: Eukaryota; Metazoa; Arthropoda; Insecta; Diptera; Sciaridae. Gene Ontology annotation, molecular function: chitin binding. Gene Ontology annotation, cellular component: extracellular region. The record is from RefSeq and is a predicted model, not a curated record.